Molecule: messenger RNA, 1203 nt
Organism: Arachis duranensis
Lineage: Eukaryota; Viridiplantae; Streptophyta; Magnoliopsida; Fabales; Fabaceae
Exons: 2
Coding region: 85-717 (210 amino acids)
Source: RefSeq, a predicted model, not a curated record
CAUAGUUAUGAUCUACAUGUAUAUGAUUCUCCUGUAUGGAGCUACACGGGUGUUUCAACUACACAUUCUCCAUCUCAUUACACAAUGGAAAGCGGUUAUGAUCCUAACAGAAUUCCAGUAUCUGUGUUUGGUAAAUCAAAUCCUAAUGAUCAAUGGAGUGUUGCAUCAAAUGAAUCUUUGUUUAGUAUCCGAUUAGGGAAUGGGAGUUUCAUAACUAGGGACAUUUCUUUUGCAAUGAACAAUAAUAAUAACAAAUCCGGGGAACUUUACAAUGUUUCCAUGCCAUUGCCAACUGUUCAGGAAGUGAGUUAUGAAGAAAACAACAACAGACACUCCGUCUCGUCGGAUUCGUCGGACGGAAGUGUGGUUCUUGAUUUGGAAAAGCAUGAACAUAAAAAUGAUGAGGAAUCAAGAAAAGUUGAGACAAAAGUAUUGGACAAAACAACAAUGGAUCAUCAUAAUAAAGAAGCAAAUAAUGUCCCUAUUGUGUGUUACAGAUCCAUGGAGAGCGGUCGUUCGUUUCAGUUUCCGAUAUUAACAAAUAAUGGAAAAAGAAUAAGUUCUUCAACAGUAGAAUCAGAAAUGCAUGAAAAAACUGAAAACCAACAACAGCAGCCAGAGAAAUCAUCGUCGCCGCCGCCUCCUCCUCCUCCAAAAGCUAAAAAGGCAUCAAAACAAGGUGGAAGAUAUUGCUGUUUUUGCUUCUCAUGUUUCUGACAGAUGAUAAGUCUUCAAAAUGAUGUUGAAACAGAAAAACAUUAAAUGACUCUGCCCCUGUUUAAGAGUGCAAAUGCAAUGCUUGAUUUUGAUGGUAAGUGUCUUAAAACAACAGCAAUAAGAGAUUAAGAUUGAGAAAAGAUAGAAAAAAAAAUGAUUGUUUGGGAGGUAGAAAAUUGAACAAAUUUUGUACUAAACAAAAGUAUUUGGUCUAUUUCUUUGUUUGUAUUAUGAAUCUAGAAACUACGAUUGAGACAAAAAAAAAAAAAAUUGUAUCUCCAAUGUUUCGCCUCUGAACAAGUUUUUGAAGAGGCAGAAAAUUGAACAAGUUUUGUAUCAAAACAAAAAUAUUUUGUUUGCUUCUCUUCUCAGUCUUUCUAUUAUCAGAAUCUCUGUAUUUAUGUUUUAACACACUUACCAAGAUUUCAAAAUGAUGGAGGAUGAAGAUCAAGGAAGAGAAUCUGAUUAUCCUGCCAAGCUUUACAU